Mercurialis annua (annual mercury) is the source of this 1607-nucleotide messenger RNA. RefSeq names its product peroxisome biogenesis protein 3-2-like. The transcript is spliced from 7 exons. Gene Ontology annotation, cellular component: peroxisomal membrane. Gene Ontology annotation, molecular function: protein-macromolecule adaptor activity. Gene Ontology annotation, biological process: protein import into peroxisome membrane. The record is from RefSeq and is a predicted model, not a curated record. Lineage: Eukaryota; Viridiplantae; Streptophyta; Magnoliopsida; Malpighiales; Euphorbiaceae. Bases 328 to 1446 code for a protein of 372 amino acids.
UCAAUUUUUAUCUCUAGUCACUGUUAUAAAUAAUAAAACCCUCAAUCGCAUUUUCUCUCUGUUUUUUCUUUAAACCCUCAGAAUUUAUUGCUUCUCCAAACAUAAUUAAUCCAACGUUCUCUUGCUCUGGAUACUUUGAUUAAUUCCCUAAUCUCUCAUACUUAUUCACUUUCAACUAAUUAAUUUUAGAAUCGGAGAGAGGCAUAUUUAUGAUAUAUUUUCAAUUAUUGCUUUCUUUCAUAGUGGCAAUGGAAUUGUAUGCUACCAAGGAUUAAAUUAUGUACUUUCUAGGGUUUGCAUAGCUUCCCAAAGUGAAAGGAACCAACAAUGCUUCCUCUAAGGGGUUUUUGGAGAAGGCAUAGGAGAAAGUUUUUAAUUACAUCAGGUGUUUUAGGAGGGGGUUAUUUUCUGUAUAAAUUAUACAAUGCACACAAGUGCAGGCUUGCAGAUUUGGAGAAAGAGCUUGCAAAUGAACGCGAACAUGAAGAACUCAUCAAGGCUCAAGUAGCAGCCCAUUUCGAGAACAUUCAAAGAAUAGCUGAUACAACAACGUUGCCUCAUGCAAUGCGUUAUUUAAGCAUCCGGAUCGCAGAAGAGUUGGACCUUUCACAGCUUACUGAGAAAUUGAUGAAAGGCAAGGGUCAGCCCAGCACUUUGACUCCCUUGGAAAAACUUGAGCUCUGGGACAGACUCAAAAUCCUAAGUUUCACAAGACUGGUGGUUUCCUUGUGGGCGAUGACAAUAUUGAGCCUGUACAUCAGAACGCAAGUGAAUAUUCUUGGAAGACAUUUGUAUAUUGAUACCGCACGUCUUCUUGGAAGCUCACUCUAUAUUGAGGAUGUCGAUAUUAUUGAAAGAGAUGGCCAGAAAAAGUUUUUGGCUAGUUCUGAUUUUCUUGCUAACGUUGGCAUCCAGGCACUGAGUUCUGAUGUCCAAUUAGCAGCAGCAGAGGUUUUCAAGGGAAAACAGUUGAGGGAUUUCUUCAACACAACAACCCUCCAUGAAACAGUUAUGCAGAUACUCGACUUGUUAAUGAGCAGGAGAAGUCCGCAUCACUGGGUAGAAUAUGUGAUGCCUGCCGAUACUACGUUUGAUGAACAACCCAUAGAUUCCAUCAGUGAUGAUGCACUUAAUAUUAAUACUACAAAGUUUGAACAGCUUAUGGCUGAGGCCCGAGCAGUGAUAUCAAGUGCUGAGUUCCUGGUGGUGUUGGAAACAUCAUUGAAAGUAGCCGUGGAAGCAAUUGUGGAUGAUUUGGGAGCUGAGUCGGGUGGUGGCAGCCUGACAUCAGGAAUGCCACUGGCAAGAGUUGUGCCGCGAGUUGCACAAAUUUGCCCGUUACUGCUUGAAGAACCGAGUGAGAAUCGGUAUCUCCAGAUCAUCCGGACUGUACAACAAGCUGAACAAUUCUUCAGCAUCCUUUAUGCGGGUAUGCCAACCUCGUAAUAGAUCAUGUUUUUAGCCUUUUUAUACCAUUGUAAUCAAUUUGUAGCUGUGCUUUUACAAAAUUCAAACUAGGGAAAAGGAAUAAAGAAACUUACUAAAAACAUUGUCUCAUCAACUUGUAAUUCUUUACUCAAUAAACAGCUGUUUUUUCUUGUUUAUCA